AGGUUUGAUUUUCUCCGGGCGUGUUCUCAAGGAUGACAUGACUCUUGAGUCGUUUGGAGUAGCCGAGGGUGUAGCUCUGAAUAUGGUAAGAUCUGCACCUCCACGAGCUGCCGCUGCCGCACCUCCAGUAGCAGCCGCGGGUCCUCCUCGGGCCAUACCUGGUGGCAGCUCCCGCCUUGAUGCUGCCUCUAUGGGUGCUGUGCAAGAGCAACUCGCUCAAAACCCAGAAAUGGCUCAGGAAGUGUUCGAUCUUCUGGGGCAACAAUACCCUGAAUUCGCCACCGCUGAAGGGCACGCGGCGUUACAAGAGAUCUUCAAUGACCCCGAAGCCCUCGCACAGCUCUUGAGUGCCUCCGGUGUGGACGAGGACGACGAUGCGAAUGAUGGACUUGCACACGUAUUCUCAUCAGACGAGCUCUCUGAUGGUAUCGACAGUGUAUUCAGUGCGCUGAGUCUAUCACCUUCUACAGAUGUACAUAUGGAGCCAGGAGUAUUCAUGCAAGGCUUCGUAUCAGCCAUCAAUGCCUUAGCGGAGAGUUUUCAACAUGGCAUGGGGGGCGUUCCCCCUACCCCUGGGUCAGCAGGUACGGCACAACAACCAGCGCGACAACAACAGGCAAGGUCACCGGCUGCGCCUGCCAGAGUAUACAUUACACGGGAACAUCUUGCUGAGUGCAUGGAGAAUGUCAUGCGAAAUGUGCGAUGAUUUACGUAUGGUAUAGCUGGUCUGGGCGUGGGUCGGUUAAGAGUGCGCUGUGGACUUGUUUUUGCGGGAAACUGACAGGUUUAAUAGAAUUUCAAAGUCAUCGAUAAAGCCACAAGAGAUACAACUCAAUGACCAAAAGUACUCUAUAGACUACCUAAUAUACAUAUACGAUGCCUGAGAAAUAGACUCUGAUUCCCUUGCUACAUUCUAUGAACACGUCUUCUCGUAGUAGUAGUUAUGGACACGUCUUAACUCCUCUCGUAGCAGUAGUCCAAGUUAAUCUAGCGAUAUUGUAAUGGUGCCUCCAUUCUGUGCCUUUGGCCCUGUGUAUAAAAAAAGAUUUGUAUUUUCAUAAAUAAAAGGAGAAUUCUAAAACCUG
Sphaeroforma arctica JP610 is the source of this 1085-nucleotide messenger RNA. RefSeq lists its product as hypothetical. The record is from RefSeq and is a predicted model, not a curated record. The coding region runs from base 38 to 706 and encodes 222 amino acids. NCBI's taxonomy places the organism in Eukaryota, Ichthyosporea, Ichthyophonida. The transcript is spliced from 6 exons.